AUGGAAGAUUUGUCUACCACAAUACAUGGCGAAAGGGCGUGCAACUGUUUCGAGUAUAGUCUCGCCCAAGAGGUCAACAGCCGGACAGUGCUGGGCAGCCUGAGAGGCAUGAGAGGCAUAAGGGGCACGGAUUUGCGCCCAUCACAACCAUUGCGAGCAACAGAGACAGCCAACGUGCCCAAGUCGACAGCUGGCAGUUUUUGGGCUCAGCCACACAGCCACACAGCCACAAAAGCCGGCAAAGCCGGGACCAGACACGAGCUGACGACGACUCUUGAGCAGCCUAACCCCACUCGUCGACCAUCGAGUGCCCGCGACCACCGAGCACCGAUUACAGAUCACAACACCCCCAACCUUCACCAUCGCCGUCUGUUCAAGGCAAACGGAGCCUUCAUCGCGUACACAUCGACCUCGGCUAUGACGAUGCAGCCUUUCAACGCACACGCAAACCAAUGCAUCGACCCCGAUCAGGACAUUUUCGACUUCAGUCAGUUUGCUGAGACCGCGCCGACCUCUGCGCACCUAAAGCGCGAAUCCAUCAGUGUCUCUGCCAUGACGAGCCCUACCACCACCGCCAUCGACGACGAGCUGCAAACACCCGCGAAACCGAGCCACGAGUAUGAGCGAUUCAAGCAGCAGACAGGGAUUCCCUCGGGCUCGCUCGCAGGACUCGGAGCCGCAUAUAACACGGGCUUUCCCAUGUUCAACAACAGUGGACUAGACCUCAUGGGCACUGACUCUGCCAUGGAUGGGGCUUGGAACACUGGCUUGCCUCUCGAGUCUAACGUCAACAUGGGCAUGGACUUUCAACAACCUGGCUACUUCUUCAACGACGCUUCGCAGGAUGACUUUGUGGACCCAAGCGCCAUCCAGCAAGAGGAGGUGCCCAACGUCAGGGUGUGGCCUGGCAUGCAUCAACAGCAGGCACAACAGGCAGCCCUUGCCAAGGCACAGGCACAGGCUCAACAGCAGCGCGCACAGCAACUCGCACAGCAAAAGCAACAACAGUUGAUACAACAACAGAAGCAGCAGCAACAACAGCAACAGCAACAACAAACUCAACAUCAACGCUUACCAUCGACCAGCCAAGCAAGCAGAAAGCUAUCCAGUCCUCUCAGCGAUGCACGUACGGAAGAGACAAUCGCGCGUGUUGUUGCUCAGAUCCGAGCGGACAGUCAAAACGCCUCGAACAACGGCAUGGACGGCAACCAGGGUCUCCUUCCCCACGUCAUCCGUGCCAAGAAGGACGAGGAGGACAUGGACGAGGACGAGAGGCUUCUCGCUUCCGAGGAGGGAAAGAAGCUCAGCUCAAAGGAGCGCCGCCAACUCCGUAACAAGGUCUCUGCUCGCGCUUUCCGUUCGAGGAGAAAGGAAUACAUUGGCCAACUCGAAGGUGAAGUCGCUGUCAAGGUCCAGGAGGCAAAUGAGCUCCGCAACCAGAACCGUCUCCUGAUGGAGGAAAAUGCACGAUCUCGUGCUUUCAUUGAACGUCUGCUCCGCCACCAAGCUUUCGGUCCCUUCCUCGAGGAGCUGUCUCGCGACGAGGCUCUGCAACCCAAGACAGCCAUGACCACCGUCCCUUCAUCUGCUCCUGCCGCCGCCGCUCCCGCAUCUGCGCCAUUCCCAGCCCAACAGUUUGGCGCUAUGCCGCAAGAAAACACCCGCGUUGGGAUGACCAUGGUUCCUGAACCCCAACUUGACUUCUCGACGCUUAACAUCAACAAUAACGGAAAUAACUGGGCCUCCAACAAUGGUUUCAACUACCAACAACCCCGUGUCUUCGCCGUCCUUGAGGUACCAGAGGGCCCAAGUAACCCUCUUGACACCGAGGCUAUGUCGGGCAAGGGCUACAGCGCCAUCUUCAACGCCGAGGAUGACUGUCCUGCGGACGAGAUCAAGCCCGACUUUCCUGUUAUCGAGCGUCCGAUCGAGUCUACUGCCACCAUCAUGACCGAAAUGGAAGACGACUCCGAGUUUGACCUGUACAGCUUAUCGCCCACCCGCUCUGCUUCUACCGCCAACCCCAACGCCACCGCUCCUGCCGCUCCCGAAGACCACGAGAUCCUCUUUGCCAAUCCUGAAAAGGCGCUUGCGCACUACUCACUGGUCCUUACGGACGAGGCACAAGAAGCGCUUCUAGACGAAUGUCUGGAGCGGAGAAUCGCCGCCAUGGAACCAGUAUUACAACGUGUAGCCGCCAUCACCUCGAUGUUUGAUUUAUAA
This is a messenger RNA of Plenodomus lingam JN3, 2223 nucleotides long. RefSeq lists its product as uncharacterized. Gene Ontology annotation, molecular function: DNA-binding transcription activator activity, RNA polymerase II-specific; transcription cis-regulatory region binding. Gene Ontology annotation, biological process: regulation of DNA-templated transcription. The record is from RefSeq and is a predicted model, not a curated record. Lineage: Eukaryota; Fungi; Ascomycota; Dothideomycetes; Pleosporales; Leptosphaeriaceae. Gene Ontology annotation, cellular component: RNA polymerase II transcription regulator complex.